Myzus persicae (green peach aphid) is the source of this 2122-nucleotide messenger RNA. Its product is annotated as E3 ubiquitin-protein ligase TRAIP-like. The coding region runs from base 426 to 1754 and encodes 442 amino acids. NCBI's taxonomy places the organism in Eukaryota, Metazoa, Arthropoda, Insecta, Hemiptera, Aphididae. The record is from RefSeq and is a predicted model, not a curated record. The transcript is spliced from 9 exons.
AAGCGCAAUCCAAAAUCCAUAAUAACAAAAUAAUAGUUAAUAUUAUUAUUAAUAGCGAGUUUUUUUUUAAUAUUAUUGUUUUGGUCGUUUUGUUUGGUGUGUCUGUGUGGGCUGGUGAUGUUAUGAUUUCUAUAAUAAAUGUCAACGUCUCAUACUCUUAUCUUAUUCUUUUUUCAAACCACGGACAUAAUUAAUCACCGACUGAAUGCCGACGUUUAAUCUCGUUCAAUAAAAUUAGAAUAUUAAGUAAACAUAAGUGUUUUUUUUUUAUUCUUCGCCCAAGGACUGUUUCCUUACUUCUUUUACCAAUGACUUAUUCAUCUCUUCAACGUACUCCUAGAAUGCAAUAUGCACUCCCUGCCCAUUGUGACGCCUCGGAUUAAGUCUUGGCCUUAGACUUGAACCAAUAAAUCUAUAAAGCAAAAAUGUUAGCAUCUUGUUCGAUAUGUGGAGAUUGUUUCACUGGAAUUCAUCCUGAAUCAGUUCAUACAACACCGUGUGGCCAUGUCUUCCACUACGAAUGUCUCAUGACAUGGAUUCAAAGAUCCCAAACAUGUCCACACUGCCGGUCAAAAGUAACCGAAAAGCAAAUUAUCAAAUUAUAUUUUCACAACAAUUCAAAUUUAAGUAUAAAAGAAGACAUAUCUUCACUGACACACCAAGUGCAAUCACUUACGUAUGAAAAUACUCUGAAGAAUGAAGAAAUAAAAAAUUUGUUGAUUAUAACCAAAAAAGAAAAAGAACAACUGAUGUCAUUAAAGAAACAUGUUAAAGAUGUGGAAGACAAAAUACGAGGCCAUCAAACAUUUGUAUCUAGCUUACAAGAAAAUAUCCGUUUUCUUAAAUCUGAAUGCAAAAAAUCUACUUGCUAUAAACUUGAAGCUGAAGAAUUAAAAAAAGAAUUGGAAAAAUACCAAUCAAUAAACAAUAUAUUAUAUGGAACAGCUGCAGAUUCUCAAGAAGCUGUAUCUUUGUUAAAAAAAAAGACUGAUAUUCAAACUUUAUGUUUACUUAUAACCUCUUUUAAAAAAGAAAUUCAAACUUUAAAAGAGAGCAAUUUAGAUUUGGAAACCAAGUUUUCACAACGUGUUACUAAAUACAUGGAACUUAAAAGACAUUUGUGCAAUGUAAAUUCAAAAGAAUCCAUGAAUACUCGAGUAAUGGAAAAACUGAAAUCAGAAAUUACUGAUCUUGAAGCAGAAAUUGUAAGACUGCAAAAGAAAUGUGAAAAUUUAGAAUCGUUGGUUCAAUCAAAUGAUAAUACUCCAAGAAGAGCUGAAUUACGUAAAAGAAUAAUACACGAAAGUCCAGCUCCUGAGUUAUCCAUUACUCCAAGUUUAGAAAAAGGUAUAAAAACAGUUAUAUACUCUCCAGAAAAUUCACUUUCUUCUAUGGUUCAACCUAAAGGACAAUUAAAGCCACAUAGUUUAAACAACAAAACAGAACAAUCAUCAUCACAAUGUGUCAACACAUUUAUGCCUAAAAGUCCUCGGCGACCAAUUGGAUUUAUGAGACCACCUUUAACUACUAAAUCGGUAAGUGCAAAUUAUGUAUCAAAAUCUAUUGUUUUUUCAAGUAGUUCAGAUGAAGAAAUGUAUGAUGGUCUUGGUGGUCGUUCGAAACCAGAUGUGUACCCUAGUCGACAAAAACCAGUAACUAAAAAGCGAAAAUUAGUUUCUAAUUUCAAAAAAAAACCACCACCAUCAAAUGGUAAUUCAACUUUGGAUAGUUUUUUAUCUGCUGAAAUUCUUUAAUUAUGUAUCUCUUACUAAAAAAAACAAUUUAUGUAAGUGUAAUUUUUUAUAGUAUUUAUUUGACAAUAUUAAAUUAUGUUUAAAUAACAAUAUUAGAAUUCUUUAAAGUACAAUAAUAAUUUUUUUUUUAUUGGUGUAUCUCUUUUUUUUAAAUUAAUGAUUUACAGUUUGUUGAUAAAUCAUAAUUAAAUUUAAAUAUAUAUACAUAAAUUGCUCAUUACUAAUACAAAUAUUAUUGUUGACUUAAUAAUAUUGCAUUUUGAACACACUUUGGUGUUUGGCUCCUAUGAAAAUAAAAUCAAUUGUUAAAAAAAUUUCAAAAAUAUUUGUAUCAUGAAUAAAUAAUUAAAUAAUGUAUUGAGAUUUAA